Molecule: messenger RNA, 1416 nt
Organism: Dendrobium catenatum
Lineage: Eukaryota; Viridiplantae; Streptophyta; Magnoliopsida; Asparagales; Orchidaceae
Exons: 1
Coding region: 246-1169 (307 amino acids)
Source: RefSeq, a predicted model, not a curated record
CCCACCUCCUUUCCCCAUCUUUACAGGAUCUUUUUGCUACCUCAAGCCGCCCUCUUCUUUCAGUAGUCAGGCACAACCUCCUAAAUUCCUCUUUCUCUCUCCCUCCCUCUCUCUCUCUCUCUCCGAAAAAGUAAGAAACCAAUCAACCCAACCAGCUUCUUCUACCUUUACCAGAUCCCUUCCUUCUCAAAGCUCGCACGCUUUCUGCUAUUCCCAAACUUUCUUCAAAAUUCAAACUUUCACAGAUGUCCAUGGACUCUGCCACGAGCGAAAGCUUCCAGUCCUCCAACGGCGGCGGCGGCGACUUCGACGACUUCGAUUCCCGGCAACCGCCCGACACAAUCUCUUCCUUUCUCAACCUCCCACCUCCUCAGCCACCUCCGAUCCCCCAAACAUCUCGUAACAUAUUCGACCCCUUCCCCUCCUACCAAACAAAUUCUUUCCUUUCCGACCUCGACGCCACCACCUGGCCUCCUCCGCCGCAGCAGCCGCCUCAGCUGCCUUCUUCCGCACCCAAUUCCACGGCCAACGCCGCCUCAUCUUCCGUAGCGGCUCCUCGAGCCUCUAAAAAACGCGCGCGCGCCUCCCGCCGUGCUCCGACCACCGUUCUAACCACCGAUACCUCUAACUUCCGCGCCAUGGUUCAGGAGUUCACGGGCAUCCCAGCACCGCCUUUCACAACCUCAUCCGUAUUCUCCCGUCCUCGCCUCGACCUCUUUCACCACUCCGCUUCCUCGUCGACUCCAGCUUUCCUUCUCCGACCCUUUGCGCAGAAACGGCAGGCGACAGGGGCUUCGGGUUCCCUAACCGGCAUUUCGUCAAACACCUUGCCUUCAACCAGCGGUGUUCAAAACCAAAACUUCUUGUUGAACAAUACUCAAAAUCCCUCCUUCAACCUGCAAUCCUUGCUUCAAGAACAGCAGCGAGCGACGGGUCUGUUUCACUGGCCAGCGGGCGCCGGCUACGCCGGUGGAGAGCUGGGGAGUGUUAUCGCCGGCGCAUCUGCUGAAUCUGAUUCGAAGAGGAUUGGAAGCUGCAAGACGGAUCAAACGGGUUCUUCUCAUUCAGAGAAGCAGGUGGCAGCUGACGGGUUCCCAGCGGCGCCAGCAGCAGCCGCGGCAGCUAGGGGAGAAGGUGGAAUGGAUGCCUGGCAGCUCUCUUCUGAUUAGUUUAAACAAUUUGGCAAGGAUAAAAAGAAGCUGAUCUGUGCUUCUUCCUUUGCUCGAUCAUUUGCUUGAAUUAAGUGCUUUGGUAGUAUAUAAUCAGAAGGUACAUCACUGUCUUUAUAAAUUUACUUCUUUAUAAGCAUUUGAGUGUAUAUAAUUGUAGCUAGCUAGUAUUAUUUGUGCAUUUGCUGACGAGUUAUAAUACGCUUAAGAGCAAGGUUUAUAUCAGAAUUUUGUUUGCUUGCUAACU